This is a messenger RNA of Arvicola amphibius (Eurasian water vole), 1299 nucleotides long. RefSeq names its product E3 ubiquitin-protein ligase RNF26-like. The transcript has a single exon. Gene Ontology annotation, molecular function: ubiquitin protein ligase activity. Lineage: Eukaryota; Metazoa; Chordata; Mammalia; Rodentia; Cricetidae. The record is from RefSeq and is a predicted model, not a curated record. Gene Ontology annotation, biological process: ubiquitin-dependent protein catabolic process; protein ubiquitination. The coding region runs from base 1 to 1299 and encodes 432 amino acids.
AUGGAGGCUGUGUUCCCCUUGGUAAACUGGACGGGCCCGAUGCUGGACUGGAUGGGCCCAGUGUCGCAGUGGUUGACUUUCCUGGUGGAUCUCAACUUUCUGUUUGUGUCCUUCCUCCUGGAAAGCUUGGCCUGGCUUUUGGCCUUCAUCUACAACCUGCCACACAUGGUACUGAGUUACCUUCUCUACAUUGGACGAGUCCUGUUCUCGUUGCUGGCCUUGCUUGACGCACUGAUCGAAUUUACCCUUGUGGGAUUACAGCCCUUGUUUACGUUUCUCUAUGGCUGCUACUCUAGCUUGGAUUGCUUGAAGCUCCUUGGUCACCUGGCCUCUCAAGCUGCUCUGAGGAGCCAGGAAAUACUGACCAGGGGCAUCCUGAACAUGGUCUCCAGUGGCCAUGCUUUGCUGCGCCAGGCCUGUGACAUCUGUGGCAUUGCCAUGAGCCUGGUGGCCUAUGUGAUCAACAGUCUAGUCAACAUUUGCCUCAUCGGCAUGCUAAACCUCUUUCCCCUGGUGCUGGCCCUGUGGACUGCCGGGAUGAGGGCUCUGUGGCUUACGAUAGAGGUGCUGGCUGCUUUCUUUAUUCACCUUUUUAGCAGUGGGGAGGCCAUGGCCAACCUCCUCUGGACCCCCUGCCAGCUAGGGCUAGAGCUGUUGGCCUCAGUGAUCCUCCUCCUGGCUGGCUCUAUGCUUUCCACCCUCACUAUUUUCGUGUUGCUGGUUUGUGUGAUGAUAGUGACUUUGACUGUGGUAUACCCAGCUUCUACCUUGAGACUGGCCACCCUAGCACUCAAUCAGCUCCAUGCCCGACUAGCCUACCACCGGCUCCGAGAAGAUAUUGUUCGGUUCUCUCGCCUGGCACUGGAUCUGGAGGCCUGGCACCUAGUCUGGAGAGUAAGCCUGCAGCUGGCCAACUGGCCAAAUCGGGGAGGAGUGCCGGGGCCCCCCCAAGGUGGUGCCAGGAGGGCGUCUUCAGCCAGAAUUCAGGGACGGGACAAUCUUAAUGAAGGAGAAGAGGACGUCAGGACCAUCAGAACCGCCCCCGCUAGAGGCCGAGAGAGACUUAAUGAGAAUGAACCGAGAGCAAGGCAAGACCCAUGGAGGCUGCUGGAGGAGCUCGAGGCGAGGAAGAGAUGUGUGAUCUGCCAGGACCAAAGCAAGAGCGUGUUGCUUCUGCCCUGUCGGCACUUGUGCCUGUGCCGUACCUGCACCCAUAUCCUCAUGCAUCAACCUCUCUUCGUCCGUAACUGCCCACUAUGCCGCCGCCGCAUUCUGCAAACCCUCAAUGUCUACCUCUGA